Molecule: messenger RNA, 3837 nt
Organism: Synchiropus splendidus (mandarinfish)
Lineage: Eukaryota; Metazoa; Chordata; Actinopteri; Syngnathiformes; Callionymidae
Gene: cabp7a
Product: calcium-binding protein 7
Exons: 5
Coding region: 490-1137 (215 amino acids)
Molecular function (GO): calcium ion binding
Source: RefSeq, a predicted model, not a curated record
GAGAGAGCGCGCACAUUCAUAAAUUCCUCCUCCAAUGCUGGAUCUUCUCUGCGGCACCGCCAGACCCCCGGACUCCCGCCAGGACGCCCCUCCGGAGCUCCCCGGAUGAAGGACGCGCCUGUCGGAGCGCCUCGCGCGGAUCCAACAAGUGGACACCCGCGUUCUUCCGCCUCUCCGGGACCGAGCCGCGGAUUCUAUGACUGAAUGGUUCUGGGUCACAUCUGAGGAUGGGUUUGCGGCGGGGAUGAUGCGCAGUCGCACCUUGGCAGAGCCGAGAUCCAAGCUCGCAGACCGAGACGAGAGGUAGGACACUUCCCGCGCUCCCGCUUCCUCCUGGGUUCCACUCACCAGCCCCGCUUCACCCCACCCGCCCCCCUCACUCCCACCUGCUCCCCCAUGGACUCGCUGGUCGGGGGAAGUUGGGAUCAUCUGUGUCGAUCUUCUGCAUGACGGAGGCUCAGGUGAGAGCCAGAGGUCCCCGCAGCAGCCAUGCCGAUGCACCCCAUCACCUCCACCCUGAUGUACCGGGGGAUGUGCACCAUCCCCGACAUCCUCUCCUACAGCGCCCCGGUCAACCUGCCGGAAGACGAGGUGGAAGAAAUCCGUGAGGCGUUCAAGGUGUUCGACCGUGACGGGAACGGCUUCAUCUCGAAGCAGGAGCUGGGGAUGGCCAUGCGCUCGCUGGGCUACAUGCCAAACGAGGUGGAGCUGGAGGUCAUCAUCCAGAGGCUGGACAUGGACGGCGACGGCCAGGUGGACUUUGAGGAGUUUGUCACUCUGCUGGGGCCCAAGCUGACGGCGGCGGGUCUGCCAGACAAGUUCCACGGCACCGACUUCGACUCCGUGUUCUGGAAGUGUGACAUGCAGAAGCUGACAGUGGAGGAGCUGAAGCGCCUUCUCUACGACACCUUCUGCGACCACUUGUCCAUGAAAGACAUCGAGAACAUCAUCAUGACGGAGGAGAACCACAUAGAGAACCCCGAGGACUGUCAGGUGGACAUCGACAGUUCCAGUCCGACGCAGCAAGUCAAACAGACCUGCGUACGCAAGAGUCUCAUCUGCGCCUUUGCCAUCGCGUUCAUCAUCAGCGUCAUGCUCAUCGCGGCUAACCAGGUGCUGCGCAGCGGCAUGAAGUAGGAGCAGGUGACAGCAGCAUGGACUUACGUGUCAGACUGUGAAACCAUCAGGAGGGGGCGCCCUGCCUGACAGUGCGUGUUAGCUGGGUGUGUGUCAGCAGAAUGUGUUGUUUCGUCCGGUGUUCCAUAAAGUUAUCGUAGCAGGUGUUGGAGGGACAGAAUGGUUUUCCCGGUCCAGCAACUCUUCGCAGGACUUGCUGGCACGACUCCGACGUCGGACCAUCUAUGCAUGAUGUGCAUGGAUCCUCAAAAACUCUCGGUUCGUUUGUAAGUAGAAUCAUUGUUCUGGUGACUUCAAGGCCAAACUGUGAGCAGCCACAGAAGCUGCGUGAAGGGCUGUCGGCACGUCGCCCGCCCCUCAGACUCUCUCGCUGCCGCCACCUGUCUGUCGGAAAAUGCUUCCCUCUAUAGCGGAGAUUUCCUGUUUGAGCUUCGCAGCAAUAAGCUUUCAAAUCUACAACCCCACUUUGUCGAUCUGCUGUUUUACUUCCUGCUGAGAGUGCGAUUACAUUACGACCACUCACUGGAGAGUUGACUCAGAUUGAAAUUGAUCAAGUCGCGUUUCAUCGUAGUUUCGUCGUGAGCUCCUUUGUGUGUGUCUGUGCUCAAUAAUACAAGUCGUCAACAACGGUCAAGUUACUUUCCAGACAUGAGUCGCUCAAUGGCAACCUCCAGAAUCUUUUACAGAGUUUCUGACUGGCACGAAGGAACUAAAACACAAACCUCUAAACAAUACACCUUUGACCAUUUAGAGCCCCAAACCUUUUAUACGCUCACAACAGAAGCACCUUUCCUGGCAGUUCUGACCAGCAGCAGAGUGGACGUGUGAGGAACUAAAUUAUGAACCAAAAAGGUUGAAAACUUGGCAAUAACACAUCGACAUCUGUCGUCCCUUGCAUCAGGUGAGGUGGACCUUGUGCCGAUGUGGGUUUUCUGUUCGCUGGUUUUUAAUUUCUGCCAGCUUCAGUCAUGGAGCCUGUCGUGCACUAAAAUGUGGCCCUGGCUGCGGUUAUCUGACAAAGAUUAUAUGCUGAAUAAGGCAUUUGUCUCUUCACACGGAGAAAUUUGAAGCUAAUGUAAUAAGCAAUGGGAGUUGUGGGGGGUUGCCUGAGGUCAUAGUGACCCCUGACAGCCCUCGUACUUGACAGUCCAUCGCUGGCUUGAAAGACACUCCUGCUCAGUUGGUUCCAAAAUAUGCCUCAGUCGAAUGAGGCACAGACACCCACCAAAACUGUGACUCCAGUUCAGUGGAGAUUCCCCCAAGGGACACUCUGCAAAAAAAAUCAUCCAGGUGCACCAGGUCGAAUCUUUUGAGUCAGUUUUAAGCCCCAUAUGUGUCGAUUGGUAACCUGGCAAUAGUGAACCCAGACACCCCCCAACGCUGUACUCAGGCUUUGAGUGAGAAGGGCUCUCAGAAGGACUGACCUCAGUCGUGGUGAGACCUUCUGUGGGAGCCCAACUUUCCAUCAUCACAGAAUCACCCGGGCCUCUGAGGGAACUUUAAAGAAUAUGUAUCUUGAGAUCAUUUCUUGUGGUGGAUCCGGAGACCAAAGGCAAGGUAUGCCAUGCCUGGAACACCCAGCUAAUGGCCUCCAGUGUUGGGGCCGCCCUUGCCAUCCGCCUCUAGGGAAUUAAACACCUGCUGGUAUUCCAGCAUUAAUUCUUCUUCUUCUUCGAUUGUUUUGGUGGGGCAUGAGAUUCCAGGGAUUACGCUCACCUCAGGCUGCUCACAGGCCUGAUGGUCCUUUACCAGCCAAGGAGAAACUCACCAUCCUGCGCUGUAAGCCUCAAACAGAAAUGCCAGAAUUGCAAUAUCACUGUGACCCAUAUGACAGUCUCAGCAGGAACAUUCUCCAAGUGCAUGUUGCAAAUUGUAGCCUGAGGCACCUGGAGGUCCCUGAAGUCCCAACUAUCACUUGGAUCAAGGAAAACCCAGGUGAGAAGAUAUGAAAACCCCAGAGGACCGAGGGUUCUUCGGUGGCUGUUCCCAGCAGCAGGUGCCAUCAUUAGCUGGAAAGCCUCAGCUCCACUACAGGCCGUAGUUUUAGGACGCUGCGGCUGGGCUGCUGAAAGAAAACCCAGAGAGCCUUCAUGGGUCGUGAGGCUCACCCAGGCAAGCCCUGGCUCAGUUCACCUCUCCUCCGUAUGAAAACAAAACAUGGCCUCAAAAAGUGAGAAGACGCACACAGCUCGCUCACGAGUCGCCAGGAGGGGGCACCAUCUUUUACUUUUUUGCACUUUACCACGUGCUACUGAGGCACAACAACAACUCACCGCCAGGAUUGUUCCGUCUGACAGAGAAUCAAUGUAUUUAUCAUAGACGUCUAUUUUUGUGACUUGAAGUGGUUCUCAUUAUUUUCCUGUCAGUGACCUGAACAGGAGCUUUGAUUUGUUGCCUUAUUCUUUCUGAUACGUUGUGAACGCGCAAUAAUCGGAGCGUGGUGUACAAAAAAAAAAGCUGUAUUUAUUUUCACGGAUGAAGUCCAGACUCUUCAGUGUAAUGUACCUAGACACGUGUAGAGGUGUUACUAGAGCAGGUGUUGUCCAUCCAGCCCACGUGGUUGUGUGUCUGUGGAUCACAAAUAAACCCUCAGAGCCACUGCUGCUGUUCAAUUGUCCUCCGCCACAAAGCGCUUAGAUCUCACUGGUGGAAUGACAGGAUCAUGGUCGCGCUAUUUAUUCCACAACUCGGCAUGUCAGA